AUGGCCCCAAAGAUUCUCAUCGUCCUCACGUCUGCGGACAAGAUGACCACAACCGGCAAGCCCACUGGCUGGUACCUCCCCGAACUCGCCCACCCUUACAACGUCCUAGCCCCCAAGGCCGAGAUUGUCAUGGCCUCGCCGAAAGGUGGCAAGGCACCUCUUGACCAGGCUUCUGUCGAGGCCUUCAAGGAAGACAAGGAGUCAGUGGACUUCCUCAACAACAAGUCCUCCGUCUGGGAGAACACUACCCCUCUCAAGGAGUUCCUCGGCCGCGCCAACGAGUUUGACGCCCUCUUCUAUCCCGGCGGCCACGGCCCCAUGUUCGAUCUCGCCACCUCGGAGGACUCGAUCAAGUUGAUCCAGGAGUUCUGGGCCGCCGGGAAACCCGUGUCCGCCGUUUGCCACGGCCCCAUUGUCCUGGCCAACGUCAAAAACACCGACGGCACCGCGUUUGUCCAGGGCAAGACCGUCACCGGCUUCACCAACACCGAGGAGCAGCAGGCCGGUCUGACCGACGCUAUGCCCUUCCUGCUCGAGACCGAGCUCAAGAAGAAUGGCGCUAACUUUGUCCUCGCCGACCAGCCUUGGGGCGAGAAGGUUGUCACUGAUGGCAAGCUCAUUACCGGGCAGAACCCUGCCUCGGCCAAGGGCGUUGGUGAGGCCAUCGUCAAGGCUCUCGGUAUCUAA
This is a messenger RNA of Emericellopsis cladophorae, 687 nucleotides long. Its product is annotated as chaperone protein-like protein. Gene Ontology annotation, molecular function: glyoxalase III activity. Lineage: Eukaryota; Fungi; Ascomycota; Sordariomycetes; Hypocreales; Bionectriaceae. Bases 1 to 687 code for a protein of 228 amino acids. The record is from RefSeq and is a predicted model, not a curated record. The transcript has 2 exons.